AUGUCCUCUACCACCCAAGAUGGCCCUAUCGGCACCCAUAAAGGAACCGAUUCGGUAGAUAUCGAACAACAAGAGAGACCAAUUGCCCUAAACUCCGGCCUCCCAAAGUCCCUCGGCGCAGGAUCUGCAUUGGCCCUGGGAGCAUUCGGCACAACACUCACCACACUCUCGUUGAGUCUAAUGGAAUGGCGCGGAGUAACAACCAACAAUGUUUUCGUGGCGAACUUCUUCUUCAUAGCUACGUUUGGGUUAUUGAUAACCGCCCAAUGGGAACUAUCUAUUGGGAACGGCUUUGCGUAUACGGUUUUCAGCGCGUUCGGUCUUUUUUACGCUGGGUAUGGGGCUCUUUUGACUCCUGCGUUUGGGGUUGCGGAGGCAUAUGGCGGUUCCAGUACAGCGCAGUAUAAUAAUGCCGUUGGGUUCUUCAUGAUAUUAUGGACGGUAUUUGUCUUUACUUUCCUUAUUGCUUCUCUCGCAAGCAAUAUUGCGUAUGUUUUUGUCUUUCUCUUCGUUGAUCUUGGUUUCUUGUUUGUGGCUGUAAGCUACUUUGCUAAAGCUGAUGGACAUGCCUCGGCUUCUGUGGCGUUACAAAAGACUGGCGGGGUAUUCUGUUUUCUUGCGGGGUUGAUUGGAUGGUAUAUUGUAUUUCAUUUGUUGCUGCAGGAUUCUAUUUUGGAUCUACCGCUGGGUGAUACUUCACGGUAUUUUGGGAAGAAGGGGAAGAAGGAGUAA
Penicillium odoratum is the source of this 732-nucleotide messenger RNA. RefSeq lists its product as uncharacterized. Bases 1 to 732 code for a protein of 243 amino acids. The transcript has 3 exons. Lineage: Eukaryota; Fungi; Ascomycota; Eurotiomycetes; Eurotiales; Aspergillaceae. Gene Ontology annotation, cellular component: plasma membrane. Gene Ontology annotation, molecular function: acetate transmembrane transporter activity. The record is from RefSeq and is a predicted model, not a curated record.